AUGUGCUUUGAAACACUUGAUCGGACGCUCAGGGAUCUUUUAUCAGUUACUGAUCAACAUAAGACACAUCAACCAUUUGGUGGAAAGGUUAUGGUUCUAGGAGGCGAUUUCAGACAGAUACUUCUGGUGAUUGCAAAAGAGAGUAGACACGAUAUAUUGUCAUCAGCUAUUAACUCAUUCCAUCUGUGGUUAUUCUGUAAGGUUCUUAAGCUGCAUACGAACAUGAGACUUUUAAUGUCUUCUUUGGGUCAACGUGAUGAUUACAAGUAUUUUCAGAGUAGGGCAAUUCUUGCACUCAUGCUUGAGAGUGUCGAGAAGGUAAACGAUUUCGUCUCGACAAUCUUUCCAGAGAUGGAAAAUAAGUAUUUAAGUUAUGACACAACAUGUCAAGCUGAUGAGAAUGAAGAUCCAGGAGUCGUUGUAAUUCUACUGCAAAACAUAGACGAGACUUCAAGUUUAUACAAUGGAACAAGGUUAAUAGUUAACGAACUUGACAACAACGUAAUUGGAGCGUCGGUAGUGACCGGUAGAAAUAUUGGCGACAAAGUGUACAUUUCAAGAAUGAACUUGAUCCCUUCAGAUUUAUGA
This is a messenger RNA of Arachis stenosperma, 588 nucleotides long. RefSeq lists its product as uncharacterized. The coding region runs from base 1 to 588 and encodes 195 amino acids. The record is from RefSeq and is a predicted model, not a curated record. Gene Ontology annotation, biological process: DNA repair; telomere maintenance. NCBI's taxonomy places the organism in Eukaryota, Viridiplantae, Streptophyta, Magnoliopsida, Fabales, Fabaceae. Gene Ontology annotation, molecular function: DNA helicase activity. The transcript is spliced from 3 exons.